CCCCCACUUUGAAUGAGGUUUUUUGGUUAGAAAAAGCGCAAGUCAAAGUAUAUUCACCUUUUGCUUAUGCAUAUGCAGACUCGACUUAGGACGCCGAUCUAGGACUUGAAUAUUUGAAUUUUGAAGAGAUUGACCCGAAAUAGACUUGAAGCGCUGACUCGGACUGCUUGAAAUUGCGCGGCUUGCGGCUUUGGAAUCUUGAAUUAUUGGGGCUGCACCUAGCUGUCCAAAGCUAUAAAGAGUGCGUACUCGAAAUCAUAAAGGGGACGGUGGCCUCGUCCUUGUUGCACACACCUGCGCUUGGCGCAGGCUUCGGCGCCCGGCGCCUGCGUACUACCAUAAAUGCCGGUUUUUGUAUAAAUAAGGAGCUCUCCGGAUCAUACUUUGCGUCAAUCCUUCCCUUCUUUUAUUUUCAUACUGUUUCUUCACGAAAACAAAAAGAAAAUGGCCAUGUCUUUUGAAAAUGCCUUGAACUCUUGGCUUGGUUCGCUAGGCAAAUUGGAGAAAAGGGAGCUUAAUGGCAUGCAUCUUGGGGUGCUCGCCUCUUUCCGGUUUGUGAAACUUGAUGUGCACGUCAUGUUAGGUUAUGAUACAUAUAAACGAAUAUAAAUCAUGCGGAAAAACCAUAAACGUCAGGAUUCCAAAUUAAUUGCCACAUAACAAUUAGCAUAAUUUAGAUGCAUACACUUUGUAGCGUGCCCUCCCUUGCUGCGCCCGAACCGAACAAGAACAAGUCUUUAGGACUCCAAGUGUCGUCCCUCCGUAGAAAGUCCACAGCACGUCCGGAUCCGCCUUAAGAUUGACCAACUAGAAUCGCCCUUAAGGUUCUAAAAAUAUUCGGCUAUUUGUGGGCAAGUGUAUGACUGAAUUUUUGCUCAAAUUCUUACCUUUGAAUACUUGAAACUCGUUAUAAAUUAUGAGCCAUGAACUCAUAUUUAUAGGCCAUGGAAUAAGUAAUCGAAUCCUACUAGGAUACGAAUUAAUUAAAUUAGAAUCCUAGUAGAACUCUUUAUUUAAUUAAUUUAUCUUUUAGGAUUAGGAAUUUAAUCAUCAAUCGAAUCCUACACGCUUUAGGUUUCGUAUGUGAACACAAACACACACGCACGCACAAUAGCCCACGAGGGGAGCCAUGCGCGCGCUCGCACAGCCCGAGCAACGCAGCCCUUUUGCCACGAAGCCCACGAGCUGUCGUAGCCUUGGGCGCGCGCUGGGCCUGCCUUGCGAUGGGCCUGGCGCAGCCUUGGGCUGGUGUGUUGUGGCGCGCGUUUCCCUUGCUGGACGUGGGCCUGGCUUCGUGCUGGGCCUUCGUCUAGCAAGCUCGUCCGAUGCUAAUUCGGACGACGCGCUUCCGAUUAAUUUUCCGAUUUCGGAAUUCAUUUACGAUACGAACAAUAUUUAACAUUUCCGAUUCCGGAAUUAGUUUCCGUCUCGAACAAAAUAUUUAAUAUUUCCGUUUCCGGAAUUAUUUUCCGAUUCCGAUAAUAUUUCCGUUUCCGGCAAUAUUUCCGAUUCCGGCAAUAUUUCCAUUUCCGAUAAUAUUUUCCGAUACGUACCAUGUUUCCGUUUCCGGCAACAUCUACGACUUGGAUAAUAUUUAUAUUUCCGAUACGAUCCAUAUUUCCGUUUCCGGCAAUAUCAUCGUUUCCGGAGUAUUCAUUUACUUGCCUUUGACGAUCUCAGCUCCCACUGAAACCAAGAUCCGUCGAUUCCGGCUAUGUAUUAGAUAGAGUAUUCAAUGUCAUUAAAUACUUAAUCCGUUUACGUACUAUUUGUGUGACCCUACGGGUUCAGUCAAGAGUAAGCUGUGGAUAUCAUUAAUCCACUUGAACUGAAGCGGCCUCUAGCUAGGCAUUCAGUUCACUUGAUCUCACUGAAUUAUUAACUUGCAUAAUUAAUACUGAACCGCAUUUAUUAGACUUAUCAUUAAAUGCAUACUUGGACCAAAGGCAUUAUUUCCUUCACUUCAUUCUCGCUGCUCUGGAGGAUUGGGAUCCAAAUCACCAUGUAUUCCUCUUUGGAAAUAAUGAGGUAUGUCCCCUCCCUGAAGAGUUUAGUGCUAUAUUGCGGUGGUUCUUUAUGACAGAGCCAUGCAUGCCUAGUGUUGAAGAACACUUUUUCUUGGGUUUUGAAAGAUAUUUGGGCUUGAUGCCCCUCUUCUGAGUGCUGUUGUAUACGGCCGAGGGGUGGAUUUGUCCCUCCUUGUUACUUACUUUGCUGGGCUUGACGUCCCCAAGGUUUUCCGCUUGAGGGACUUAAGUUUUUGUAUCUUUGCUCGCUUCCUCUUUUCGAAGCAAGGGUUUGGCAAUGGCGAUGCCUCCCUAAUAGAGAUUGUAGACACCUAAUUUGUGUCUCCCCUCUGGGAUGAUGACGAUACCAUUAUCCUUACUAUGCGGUUGGAAUAACUCCAGGCGGAAAUCCCAAUUGCUAAGAACAUUUCCAAAAUUCAAUUCCCGAGGCCGUUCCCCUUUCGGUUCUCGGUACAAAAUACAACUUUCAAAAAACCAAUUUCAAAAUCCAAGUACAAUCUCAUCUAGUAGACCAUCCCUUACUAAGCCUUUUCCACUCAAAAUCAUAUAAGGCAAGUCAAAUUCGGGCGCCGACUCACAAAAUCGAGCAUGCCGGGCCCCGUCCCGUAAAACCGGAAUAUAAAACCCGAGAAAGGCUUGUUUUUAGACGAAAAAUAGUGCCUUAACCUUCAAGCAAACACAAAACGCCAAGCCUAGUACUAUUCGUACAAAGGUACAACACUACAAGACGAAACAAGGACAGAGCCCGCGUCCUUGCUUUGGCGGCAUUCACGCCACGUCACCAGCGCCUAGCGCUGCUUUGGCGUGCUACGCUGGCGUGUGCUGGCGUCUUGCACCCAUUCCUCCUAUAAAUACCCCUCAUUUUCAGCAUUAGAGGAGGAGGAGAUAACAAAUACAACGUCGUAAAACUGACAUUACGCCUCAAAAUACAAAUAAAAAAACCCUUCAAAAACACAUUCAAAAUUUCUAAUUCUAAGCAAUUGGGAGCUCUAAAAGGAAUUCUUGCGUAAACCUAAAUAGGUAAUUCCGAAUCCCACCAUAUUCAAUCAUGUCUUUUUGAUUUCAAAAUGAUUAGCAAGUUGGCUUUUUUAUUAUUAAAAAUGUCACUUGCAACAAUCAUACAUCUUUUCAAAAAUCCAAACUUUUCAAAAUACAAAAAUGCAAACUUUUAAGAUUCAAGGAUGUUCAAAGUUGCUUGCAAUCACCUCUUUGAACUAGAAUCACUUUCAAGCUUGGAGUAAUCAAAUAUGACACCUUUUAAUCCUUAAAGGUUUAGUCUUUUGAUAUUCAAAACUCCAUUUUUCAAUAUACAAGUUCAAGUUUUCAAAUUUCAAGAUCCCACCAUGUUUAGGGUUGUUCAUGACUACUUCCCUAAACUAGGAUCCUUUCAAUUAAGAGCAUAUCAAUGAAGGAAAUAUGUCCUUCACCCAAGGUGCAUUAAGUCUAAUACCAAGGUUCAGAUUAAUUGUGAACAAUUAAUUCAGUGAGAUCAAGUGAUCGGAAAAGCUAGCUGGAGCAAUGCUUCCGAUCAGUGAGUUCUAAUGAAUACUAAGCUCACAGCUUACUCUUGACUGAACCUACAAGGUCACACCAAUGACACGUAACAGAUCACCAGAUUAAAUGAAUCGGAAAUUCAUUUAAUAGCUUUUCGGGAAUUAGUUGGAAAACGUAUUAUACGAUACGACCUUGCAUCGGAAUCGUAUAUCGUAUCGCGAAUAUUGGUAAGCUAGGCGAAACGAAUAAAUCGUAUCGUACGGCGGUGAUUCGUCGUAUACGAAACGAUAAAUAAUAUAUCGGAAAUAUAUUAAUCGCGAAUACGAAGAGCGGCCCACGAGUCGAGUGCACAAAGCACUCAAGGCCCAUGGGCGCGCUGGGCAAGCAAGCAAGGCCACGGCAACACGGCAGCGCUGGCCCAUGGCUGAGCGAGCUGCGCGUGUGCGCGCGGGCAAAGCAGCGACACAGCCCCAACAGCGAGGCCCAUGGCCCAGCUCGCUGUGCUCGUCUUGCGCGGGGCUUGCUGGCCGGCCUUGCCUCAUGGCUUGGUCGGUUAGUAAGGUUAUGUUAAUAACCUUCUAACCCCUUUUCCAACACAACACAAUUCAAUCACACAAAAACCCUAGAGUCACAGAGAACCCUAAUUCUCUCUGUGCCUCCAAAGUGUGUUCACCCCAAAAAGCAAAACUCUUGAUCGAUUGUCUAAGCUACGAUAAUCAAGACGGAUCUGAUGGUGUCGGUGAACCAAGUAGAGGAACGACAAGUGGAGUUCUAAGUUCGUGUUCGUUGACAAUUUGUGGAAAACACGCUUCAAACGUUAGUAUGCUUAAUCUGUGCUUUAUACAUGCUUCCUGGCUUUGUGGAUUGUUUCCGCACAUGUUAUUAUGUUUAACUGUAUUCCCCAACAGUGGUAUCAUGAGCCUUAUGUAUUCAAAGCAUAUUUUAGCAUGAUUUAUCUGCUUUUGCAUAUGUCGAAAAUUUUGAAUUUUUUUGUUGAAUUUUCGGAAUUUUUACGAAUUAUUGGAUGGAUUGCGUAAUAAGCUGUUCCGAAAUCAAAAUAUUCGUUUUUUCGAAUUUUAAAACCCUAAUCUGAUGGAAAACGAUUUUCUAUGAUCAACUCAUGAGAACUGAAUUGCAAAAACAGGCCUCGAAGUGUCGUUUUUUGGGCAUUUUUGUUAAUUUUUUAAUAAAAAUUAAAAGUGUCGGACAGUAAUUCAAUUAAAAGGUCGACCUAAACUACUCAGAAUUGCUUGAAAUAUUCACACAAUGAUGCUGGGUAUAUUCCUGAUUAAUGGUAAAAGUUUCAGAUUUUUCCGAUAAGUAUAAACCCUAAUUUUGCCUUUCCCCAAUUCGUAAAAUUUGGAACCCUAAUUGAAUUUUAGUUAAUUUUGGUUUAAUAAUUCGGUUAAUUGGGAAAGGGGAUACAAUUUCAUGGGUCAGUGGCUAAUUUUAAAAAUUAUUAGAUUAAAAUUUUGAAUGGUUUCGUUAAUUUUAAUCGCACUUAAACCUAAUUAUUAAAAUCUAAAAUUUAAAUGUUAAUGAACGAUUUAAAGUUUUGGAUAUUAUUAUUUAAAAGUUCAAAUUUUUAAUGUUGAUUCGUUCGUUCUUAAAAUUUUGAAUAAUGUUAGCCUUGAUUUAAUAAUUUUACGAAUUUGGAUUGUCGUUGAAGUUUAUUAAAUCGUUAAAAAUAAAAAUCUUGAAAUUAAAUUUUUCGAAAAUAAAAAUCGUAACUUUUUGAAAAAUAAUUUUAAUGCAAGUUCGUGAAAUUAAAUUUAUUUUAAUUGAGUUGGUCCGUAGGCACGAACCAAAGGCACGAACACGAUGUGUGGUGGACGUAUGGCUCGACGAGCCAUACAGGCUGCUGCACGAGAACCGAGCCACAGCGACACGGGCAGCAACAAGCAUGCUGCGUGCCUCGUGCGCGCUGGGCGAGGAAAGGGCAAGCAUUGGCUUGCAGGUGCUGCGACGAAGCAAGGCGCAAGGCCAUGCGAUGUCCAGCGCAACGAUGGCACGACGACGAGCGCGCAGGGCAGCGACGAGCUGUGGGCACGCGCGCGCGCCAGGCUGCAGGGUGUGCGAGCUUGCUCGUGCGCCUCGUAGGCCACACGCAAGGGAAAUGGGCUGGGUGCAAGCCUAGCCCAACUAUGCACAUGAACCUUUUUUGUUGAAAAAUUGUUUAAUUCGUUGGGCUUCGCAUGUUUGCAUUAAUUUGGGCUAACGAGAUAUUUAAUUUAAUAUUUUAUUUGCUUGGGCCGGGCCGCGAGUUUUAAUUUAAUAUUUCAUAAUUAAUUAUCCGGAAUAAUUAUUGGUUUGAGUGGGAGCCACUAAAUGAAAUUAAAAUGAAAUAAUUAAUUUUAAUUAUUUUCGUAGGUCGCAUUAUUUUAAUUAAAUUCGAUUUUAAUUAGAAUAAAGUCUAAGGAUUAAUAAUUUGGAAAUUGAUUAAUCUUUUAGGACGCGUUUAUGUGAACGUGAAUUUUAAUUAAUUCACGUAAAUACUUGCAUAUUUACAUGGGCCAUUCGUUUUAGCAUACGAAUGGAUGAAUGCAUAGAAUAUAUAUAUUUUAUGUAAUGCAGGUACUCCAAGUGACUAGUAUGGCCAUUUAGGAUAGUUAAAUACGGUCUGCGUACCGUUCUAUCUUUGAAUGUAAAGUUUUAAAUAUGGUCUGCGUACCAUGGAAAUUUUGAUGUAAUUUAUUAUUUUCAAGUAUUUCUAAGUUUAGAACUUUAAGUUAGCAUUUGAACGAAGAUUCAAGACGAUGCCAAGCUAACAAGGAGGUGAUGAAGAUUGGAUGCUUCAAGACAAGAUGUUUUGGGCCAUACUAGAUCACCAUAUAUAUAUAUUAUAUUAUGCGUGAAUGUAUGAAUGUAUGUAUGCUUUGCAUGAAUAGGUUGUUUCAUAUGACUCGAUUAGAUUAAGUUCACUAAAUAAUCGAACCAACAUAGAAACAACUAGGUCCAAAGUAAUAUUGAGUUUAAAAAUUGCCUUCCAAAUCAAGCACUUACAAAAAUCUAAGGAUCUAAGGUAGUAGGUUUACGCUAAAGCGAGGUGCUAUUUUAGUUGACUUAGGUGGUAAGGCGUCCUAAAGGAGCACGUUGAUUGUGGUUUCAACUCAAACAACAAUGGAAUUAUGUUGUGGCAAUGGGAUAAAUUAUGGUAUUAAUUUAUUAACCAAGAGUAAUUUGGAGAUUACUAGCAAUAGGUUUUGCUUACCUAAAAUAUUAAACUACUUAAGACAUGCUAAAGCUGCUUAAGGAUUUAGGACUUUUGGGGUCUUGGAAUCGUUUCAUUCAUUUUGGACCAUAUUUUUUGCUUUUGCAUGAAUGAAAUGUUUUAAUAGCUUUAAUGAUUGCAUGCUUGCUUUUAUUUCAAAGUUAUUGAAGUUUAUUAAUGGUUAUUUAUUGCAAAUUCUUUUCGGUUGUAGUAAUCAAAAUGGUCGCAAACAUAAUAACAAUCAUAUCAGCUGAAAUUCUGGAUGUCGAGUUAGACUUGACUAAUUUUCUUGAAUGGAAAGGGAAACUUGUCGAAGUUUUGAAAGUUAAUGGCAUACACUAUGUCAUUGAACAACCUUUUCCUAGCUAUGAUGCGCGAGGCAUGACUCCUGAAAAGUACAGAAGUUGGGCACUUCACAAGUACCUUGUCACGGUGUUCAUCCUUAAGUCUAUUCCUGAGAGUUGGAGAGGGAGGUUCAUUACUUUUGAGCCUCAUGCUCUCCUAAGUCGCCUCGAGGAUAGAUGUUGUGCGGGUUUUCAACCCAUGUGCCAAACUGGUGGCAAAAGGGUUGAUGAAUUGGCUAAUUCAAUGAGCAAUCUCAAGCUCAUCACCCCGCACAAAUCGUGCCUAGAAAUCGAACUUCUAGAGGCACAAAGGCGCAUUUACUCUGUCAAGAUGGACAAAAACACAUCAAUUCGGUCUCAUGUGGAUAUGAUGUCUGGAUUAUUUUUCACAAUCGAGAGACUUGGUGGUUCCAUCAAAGAGUCGAUAGCUAUUGCGCUAGUGCUAAAUUCUCUUCAUAAGGAUUAUGAGGGUUUCAAGAUGCACUAUCUCUUUAAUCAGAAAGAGAGCACAUUCUGUGAACUUGUGGAAUUACUCGUAAAAUUCGAGAAAAUCCUUAAGUUCAAUCAAGACCCUUUGAAUGUGAGGUGCACUAAAUUCAAGAAAGUAGGCAAGGGGAAGAAAAGCAAGGCUGCAUCUUCGUCCACUCCCGGAGGGCAUCUAGCGCCUUCCAAGAGCAAGAUGAAGAAAAAUGCUUCUCCUUCCACAUCGCAAUGCUUCAAUUGUAAUGAAAUUGGUCAUUACAAGCGAGAUUGCCCCAAACUAAAGGAAGAGAAGAAGGAAGGAAACGUUGCUUCUCCUUCAGGGACUAAGGAGAAGUAGAAAGCUUGAUAAAGGCGAGAUGGAUCUACGCAUGGGAAAUGGAGCACGGAUUGCUGCAUUAGCCGUAGGAUCUUAUUUUAUUUCUUUGCCUAGUGGGUUUGUUUUGGAACUAGAAAACUUUUACUAUGUUCCUAGUAUCACCAGAAACAUCAUUUCUGUUUCAAGUUUGGAUUCUAAAGGUUUUAGUUUUCAAUUUAAAGACAAUAGUUGUUCUUUUUCUUUGAAUGGAAUGUUU
This is a messenger RNA of Spinacia oleracea (spinach), 8131 nucleotides long. RefSeq lists its product as uncharacterized. Bases 6910 to 7896 code for a protein of 328 amino acids. The record is from RefSeq and is a predicted model, not a curated record. Lineage: Eukaryota; Viridiplantae; Streptophyta; Magnoliopsida; Caryophyllales; Amaranthaceae. The transcript is spliced from 2 exons. Gene Ontology annotation, molecular function: nucleic acid binding; zinc ion binding.